UUUUCAUUACAACGUAUUGCUAUAUGGUGUGUACAUUGUUUUGCUGAAUAAUUGGCGUAAUGUGUACACAUGAGUAUGUUGUAUGCAUAACAUGCAGGUAAGAAUUCCAGCUGUACACUACCUCUGUGGAACUCAACCGCUGCUCCUCCAUCUACUUCAUUUUUUAGGGCAAACUGGGUGAAGGUUCAUGGAACCAAAUACCAGACACCAUGUGCAUUGGUUGUGGGACGAUCACAUGAAGAUGAUGAGCUACAAUUUGGACAUGUCGUAAAUGUGUUAGUGUACUCUAAGCAAGUUUUUUUUUUAGUUUGAGCUUAUGCAUGUGCAGUUUUGUGAACAUUACCAUGCCUAUGCAUUAUCACUCCCACCUCUUUCCUUGCGGGAGAAAUUUUUGAUUGAACACAGAACCUUGCCCACUUAUCACCCUUAUGGACUGUAUCAUUGUCACUUAUCAAAAAAUACAAUACACAGUUUUGAGGAGCAAUAUUAUACAUAUAAAGUUUACACAAAUGAUUACUGUCUACAUUUUAGCAUGCGGCUCUUUUUCUUGCUGCUUGAACCAUUUUUCCGCCAUGAGUGUCACCCUCAAUGAAAUUCCUCCAAAACUUUCUUACUCUACUUACAGCUUCUUCCUUCUUGAUCUUAAAACUGUUGUCGGUGAUGGAGAACUCUUUUUCAAGUCUUUCAACUUUAUCACGCAGACACCUGAUGGUGAUGUGGGACUUCCUUUUGUGGUCAUCAAUUUUACGAAAGUAUUCCUCUGUAGAAAGUUUUACUAUUUCUGCUCCAGG
Geodia barretti is the source of this 791-nucleotide messenger RNA. Lineage: Eukaryota; Metazoa; Porifera; Demospongiae; Tetractinellida; Geodiidae. The record is from the annotation of a GenBank genome assembly.